AUGAGUUCGUGGCUACGUAACAAAGCUCAGAAGAUUGAGGGCUUCCUGGACUCUCAUACGAAGUCGUCCGCCAACGGAGCCGCACCAGCGGUGAAACCAGCGCAAAACGGCGAUAUAAGAAUAUCGACCCCUCAAAACCAGACACUCUUGCAGACAUUCGAGUGGCACACGCCUGGCGGACACUGGACACGACUCACACGCACAGUGCCACUUCUUUCAGACCUCGGCAUCACUUCACUUUGGCUUCCACCAGGCUGCAAGGCCAAUGAACCACACGGCAAUGGCUACGACUGCUACGACCUUUGGGAUCUUGGCGAGUUCGAUCAAAAGUACACACGCGCAACCAAAUGGGGAAGCAGAGAAGAGCUGGAUGGGUUGAUUGCAAAGGCCAAGAGCAUGGGAGUUCUGAUCAUUUGGGACGCUGUGUUGAACCACAAGACGGCCGGAGACGCCAAAGAGGAAUGCUGGGCUGUCGAAGUCGACAACAAAGACCACAGAGUCGAGACGUCGGCCCUCAAGAAGAUUGAACCCUGGAUUCACUACUACUUUCCUGGCCGUGGAGACCACUACAGCAGCAUGAAGUGGCACUCGCAACACUUCAGUGGCACCGACUGGGAUCAACGUACCCAGAAGAAUGCCGUCUACAAGAUCCUCGAUCCUCCCGAAACAGCUCCCCGUCCAGGAUCAGCUGUCGACCCCAAAUGGCGCAAGAAGGACUGGGCCAUCGAUGUCGAUGACGGCGGCAUGGGCAACGGAGAUUAUUUGAUGUUCUCUGACAUCGACUACACAAAUCCCGAAGUCAAGGAAGAUGUGCAAAGAUGGGGACAGUGGAUGGUGAGCGACGUCGGUGUGGACGGCUUCAGACUGGACGCUGUGCCUCAUUUCAGCUGGAACUUCACCCGUGAUUGGAUCCACAACGCAAAGAAAGCAGCUGAACGCCAGAACCGUGAUCUCUUCGUCAUGGGAGAGUUCUACAGUGGCACUGUGUCCAAGAUCCUGCAGUGGAUGGACAGAGUGGACAACGGAGUUUACGCUUACGACAUCCCACUCUUGACCAACUUCGCAAAGAUUUCCAUGGCAAAGAGCAAGCUUGAUGUCGACUUGAGAAAGGUCUUUAAGGGUACCUUGAUCCAUCACCGACCCAACAACGCUGUUACUCUUAUAACCAGUCACGAUACCCAGCCAGGACAGACUGUCGAGACUCCAGUCGCACCUUACUUCAAGCCUCUGGCCUACGCCAUCAUGCUUCUGCGCCGCGAAGGUCUGCCUUGUGUCUUCUGGGGCGAUGUGUACGGCAUCAAGGGUCCUCACCCAUCACCAGCCGCCUGUGGAGGUAAAUUGCCUACCCUGAUACUCAGUCGUAAACUCUUUGCAUAUGGUGAGCAGACCGACUAUCUCGAGAGUAGAACUUCGAUUGGUUGGGUUCGUCACGGUACUUGGGACAGAGCUGAUGGCUGUGUUGUCAUCAUGAGCAUUGGAGGUGCUGCUAAGAACAGCAUGUUCGUUGGUCCCGCCAAAGCUGGCCAGAUUUGGACUGACGUGCUGGGCAACUCCGAACAUGUUGUCACCAUCGACGAGAAGGGUUAUGGCGUCUUCAAGUGCGUUGACAAGAGCGUCAGCGUCUAUGUUCACAAGGACGCCAACGGCAGAAAGGAAUUUGGAACCUGCCACCCUGGACACUUCGUCAUGGAGUGA
Aureobasidium subglaciale EXF-2481 is the source of this 1695-nucleotide messenger RNA. Its product is annotated as glycoside hydrolase family 13 protein. Gene Ontology annotation, molecular function: calcium ion binding; hydrolase activity, hydrolyzing O-glycosyl compounds. Gene Ontology annotation, biological process: carbohydrate metabolic process. Lineage: Eukaryota; Fungi; Ascomycota; Dothideomycetes; Dothideales; Saccotheciaceae. The transcript is spliced from 4 exons. The record is from RefSeq and is a predicted model, not a curated record. The coding region runs from base 1 to 1695 and encodes 564 amino acids.